GAUCUUGUUUUCACGCCCAGUUCGGUCAAUGCUAGUGUUGGAGAUUCGAUAUUGUUCCUGUUCGAGUCUGGGAAUCACUCAGUAACGCAGUCAACUUUCGACAAUCCUUGCGAAAGACUAUCUGGAGGUCUCGAUUCUGGCUACGAGGCGAAUGUCAACAAUGCAGACACGACUACUCCCAAUUACACGAUCAGUGUUACAAGCUCAAAUUCAGAAUGGUUUUACUCAAAACAAGGCACCGAAUGUGAAGAUGGAAUGGUUUUCGCGCUGAACCCCUCAAGUGCCCAACCA
This is a messenger RNA of Mollisia scopiformis, 291 nucleotides long. RefSeq lists its product as uncharacterized. The transcript is spliced from 2 exons. The annotation marks the transcript as partial. The record is from RefSeq and is a predicted model, not a curated record. Lineage: Eukaryota; Fungi; Ascomycota; Leotiomycetes; Helotiales; Mollisiaceae.